This is a messenger RNA of Brettanomyces bruxellensis, 492 nucleotides long. RefSeq lists its product as uncharacterized. The transcript has a single exon. The record is from RefSeq and is a predicted model, not a curated record. Bases 1 to 492 code for a protein of 163 amino acids. Lineage: Eukaryota; Fungi; Ascomycota; Pichiomycetes; Pichiales; Pichiaceae. Gene Ontology annotation, cellular component: mitochondrion.
AUGAGUUCAACAGAAACUAUUCCUGUUUCCCCAUCAGAGCCAGUACCUCCAGUGUCGUCAGGAGUUUCUUCUUCUUCUUCUUCUUCCUCAUCUGUCACACCCCCUAUUAAGGAGAAGUUAAAAUUGUGGGCAUCAUCACCAUUGCCUGCUGCUGCAUUUUCUGGAGCAUUGGCAGUUGUUCCAUUUAUUCGACCCCCUACUACGUAUGUCAAUAGUAAAGCAGCAUUUCAAAAAAAGGUUGCUACCAUAAGUCCUUACCCAAAGAAUAUUUCAGUUGCCUUGUUUGGCGGCUUCGUUGGGCUAGGAAGUUUUAUGAUUUAUGAUCAUGAUGAAGAGAAUGGAAGUGGACUCAUUUCCGCUUGGUCUUUGUUAUAUGCUCUUGCGAACGGAAAAAGGAGUAUGCACACUUUAAGGAUAUAUCCAAAGUUCCUAACGCUUUUUGCUUUAGCAAACUCUGCUGUUUAUGGCGCCAAGUUUUUAAAUAUAUUCUAA